Messenger RNA from Brenthis ino (lesser marbled fritillary), 942 nucleotides. NCBI's taxonomy places the organism in Eukaryota, Metazoa, Arthropoda, Insecta, Lepidoptera, Nymphalidae. The record is from the annotation of a GenBank genome assembly.
AUGAGUGAUUUCGUACUAAAUGAUAGCGAUACAGAAAUUGAUUCAGACGAAGAGUUACAAGAAGCAUUUGCGAAGGGAUUACUGAAGCCUGGCCUUAAUGAAGAAAUAGAGAAAGUUGAAAAAAGAUACACUAAUAAUGUAGCAGAUCUUAGAGCAAAAUUGAAAGAAUUUGAAUUAAAAUUGCCAUGGGUUGAAACUUUGGACUUGGUUACCUCAGUUGCGCCGAUGGCCCCUGAUGUUGCUCUGCAAAUGCAACAAACAGCACAGCGAAGAAAGAAUAUUAAAGAGAAUACAAAAGGAAAUCAACUGUAUGAUCCAACUCAAGACCCAGUUUUAAAUGAGUUUAAAAGAGAGAAUCUGAUUCACAGACAGGCACAAGCUGCAGUUCUUGAUGGAAUCAAGAGGCUUAAAGAACUGAAUAUUCCAACUAAAAGACCAGAUGACUAUUUUGCAGAAAUGGCAAAGUCAGAUGAGCAUAUGCAGAAAGUUAGAAAGAAUUUGAUGGCAAAACAAGCUGCUCAGGCUAGAACAGAGAAAGUUCGCCAAUUAAGAGACCAAAAGAAAAUAGCUAAGAGAGUACAGAUUGACACUAAACUAAAACAAGCUGCUGAUAAGAAGCAAAUGUUAGAACAAUUGAAAAGGGUCAGGAAAGGAAAGUCAACUGAUUUGGACUUUUUAGAAGAUAACAAAGGCAAAAAUGCAAAUAAGGGGGGCAACCCAAAAAACAAAGUUAAUAAAAAACGAGCUAUGAAAAAUGAGAAAUUUGGCUUUGGAGGUAAAAAGAAGGGAUCUAAACUGAAUACAAGAGACUCGUCAAAUCAAAUGGAUGGAUUUAACAGCUCAGCUAAGAAAAAGCCGUUUAAUUUUAAAACUAAGAACUUUAAGCCCAAUAGUAAGAAAAAUGUGAGACCUGGUAAAUCUAAGAGGAGGAAUGCUAAAAGA